Fonsecaea monophora is the source of this 1461-nucleotide messenger RNA. RefSeq lists its product as hypothetical. The transcript has 6 exons. Gene Ontology annotation, molecular function: aldehyde dehydrogenase (NAD+) activity. Bases 1 to 1461 code for a protein of 486 amino acids. NCBI's taxonomy places the organism in Eukaryota, Fungi, Ascomycota, Eurotiomycetes, Chaetothyriales, Herpotrichiellaceae. The record is from RefSeq and is a predicted model, not a curated record.
AUGGGUUCCAUACCGGCUUUCGAGACAAGACUGUUCAUUGACGGGCAGUAUGUCAACUCCAAGUCAGCUACGCGCAUGUCGUGCUACACGCCUACGGACAAUACACCUGUUACAGAGGAGCUCCAUGUGGCAGAGAAAGAUGACGUGGACGACGCCGUCAAUGCUGCGAGAGCUGCGUUCAAACUCUGGAAGGAGACUUCGUCUGCUACUCGGGCUGCGCUCCUGCUCCGAAUCGCAGAUCGCAUCGAAGCCCAUGCGAAAGAGUUUGCACGCCUCGAAGCACUGUGUACAGGGAAGCCAGUAGCGCAGUCACUGGGAUUUGAGGUGCCCAUGGCCGCAAAUGUCUUCCGGUAUUACGCUGGCUGGUGUGACAAGCUCUCUGGCGAAGCGUGGCCGCAGGAAGGCACCGGCUUCCUCAGAAUGACCAGGCGAGAGCCAUUAGGCGUGUGCGCUGCCGUGAACGCUUUCAACGGACCACUUGUGAUGAUUGCCAUGAAAGGUGCCCCCUGUCUCGCAGCUGGUAACACCAUGAUUGUGAAAUCAAGCGAAAAGACGCCACUCACCACCGUCUACUUUGGCAAGAUCUUACAAGAGGCUGGGGCACCAGACGGAAUCAUGAACCUGAUUACUGGCCCCGGCUCAACUGGAGCUCUAUUGGCUUCACAUCUCGGCAUUGAUAAGAUCUCCUUUACCGGAAGUUCGGCAACUGGGAAGAAGAUCGCUCAGAUGGCUUCGACCAGUAACAUGAAGAAAGUCACGCUGGAACUGGGAGGCAAGAGUCCGAGUAUUAUAUUCGAUGACGCACAAUUGGAUAAUGCUGCCCAGUGGUGCAUGCAGGGUAUUCUCGGCAACAGUGGUCAAGCCUGUAUUGCAAGCUCCCGUGUGUACGUCCAAAAGGGCGUCAAGGAAGUUUUCGUCGCCAAACUUAAGGCCCUGUUCGAACAGAUGACGCCUGCCUUUGGGCAAGAUGCAAAUUCAGACGAUACACGCUUUCCGCCAUUGGCAGAUAAGGUCCAGUUUGACCGAGUGCAAUCGUACAUGGACAUCGGGUCCCGCGAGGGCACGCUCGUGACAGGGGGCAAACCAAUAUAUGACAAGGGCUGCUGGAUUGCGCCGACCAUCUUCGUCGACACGAAGCCAUCUGCAAGGAUAUACAAAGAGGAGAUAUUCGGUCCUGUGGUCGUGGUGAACGAGUUUGAAGAGGAAGAGGACGUGCUAAACCGUGCCAAUGAUACCGAGUUCGGUCUGGCAGGUGCUGUUUUUACACAGGACGUCAACAGAGCGAUGCGCAUUGCUGCAAAAGUGGAGGCAGGCACAGUCUGCAUCAACUGUUGCACUAUGGUUGACGUGACUGUACCCUUUGGUGGUAUGAAGCAGAGCGGCUGGGGCAGGGAGUUGGGAAAGAUGGGCAUCGAGGCUUACACUGACGUCAAGACCAUAUUUCUCAACAUGACAUAUUGA